Aureobasidium uvarum is the source of this 1554-nucleotide messenger RNA. The record is from the annotation of a GenBank genome assembly. Lineage: Eukaryota; Fungi; Ascomycota; Dothideomycetes; Dothideales; Saccotheciaceae.
AUGGAAGUGGGUGCGCCCAACAUCGACAAGGCCAUACGCGAAACCCCGAAGACGCCAGAGAUGCGCAACGACAGUUUCGAUGCCAACAUGCCAUCCGGCGAGGUGGAUCUUACGGGCAGAAAGACGCGAGGCAGUAUCGCCAGCGAUAGCUCAGAAGAACCCUUGGACUCUCUUGUCAGCAGUCCCACGCUGCCUUUUCUCGCAUACGGUCGCAGACGCAGCUCUUUCAUCAGCCCUUUCCAGAUCAACAAGGCUCGCUAUCUUCUGAGCUUCGCCGAUGCCGAGAUUGCGCAGGAGUGGUGGACAUUGAUGCAAUCCGAGUAUCCCGAUACCUUGCGCGAAAGCCCCAAUCUUUUCUCCUUCAAGAGCGACCGGACUCCCAUCAAGGCAUGGGAGAACCCAAAGUUUGCGCAUUUGAGGGACAAGUGGUCUUAUCGCCAGACUGAUGGAAAGGACGACAAGAAUUCGCAUCAGCAACAGGUGUCGUCGCAAAGACGCGUUUCAUCGGUCCGUACGCCUUUGAUGCCCACCUUGAGCGAAGGACAUGUGUUUGGAGGAUUCGAAAGACUUGAGGACCCCUUCACCCCAGCAGGCGCAAGCAAUAUGGAGUUUGCGCAGCUCAAUCUGGCUUCAGACCACAUCCAGAAGUCUGUUGGUCAGUCAACCUUGCAACUGGAUGCAUUGCUCGAAGGCCAGCAAGCCAGUGCCAGGGGCUUCCAAAAGUUAUCCGCAACGAUAGAGCGCAUGACCCAACAGAUGGAAGCGCUAGCCCGCAGACAGCAAGACCACGAAAUAGUUCUGCGCGAGUUGACAGCAGCCGCCACGGCGAACAAUGCCGCCAGCGACGUCCAAUACCGACACCAACAAGCCGCCGCCCUCCAAUCCCUGCAAUCAGUGAUUGAAGAAACCUGCUCACGGGUCCAAGAGCUGUAUCUCAAACCCCCACCCACUCCAGGUCCAAACCACGAAAUCCUGCACGACCUGCAAGAAGAAGUGUCCCAGACUGCGAUACUGCUAAAAGAUCUCUACAACCGUCCAUUGCCGGAAAGCGACCCUGCUCAAGCAGAAACACUCCAGAAACUUCAAAAACAGCUUUUGCAAAACACAAAGGCCGUUCGCGCAUUGACAGAUCGCCCGGAACCCGCUUCCCACACCGAAACACUGCAAAAGCUGCACAAGGAGGCAUCGCAGACCACGGCCAUCUUGCGCGGAAUCACAGAUCGAUUGGCAGCAACAGAGACACCCCCAGCACCAGCACCAGCACCAGCACCAAACGCCAAUGUCCUCCAGCAACUGCAAAAAGACACUACAAACAACACAACCCUCCUACAAACCCUCUCGAGCGAUCAAAAGACGACGAAAAAACACCUCUCGACUCUAAACUCCACCCUCGACACCACCACUUCAACCCAAAAAGCACUCACCACACAACUAAAACAGACCCAUACGUUAGCGGAAACAAUCAACGCCUCAAUCUCCCAUNNCUAUCCUCCACCCAAGAUGCCAAAUUUUCAGCCUUGGAAGCAAAGAUGGACAAGCAGAUGCAGCAGAUGA